UGUGGAAGGCAGCAGCGCGCAGGCUGACAGGCGGUUCUUCAGGCGGGCUGCGGCGGCGGCCGGAGCGCCUCUUCUUGGCCGAGGUUGCGCGCCCCCUCCUCGCCCUGCCCCGGCCCCGCGCGGGAUUGCGGCGGCAGUAGCGGCGACGGCGGCGCCCGGGAGCCCGAGCCUUCGCGGCGCCCCCGUCCCUCCCCCGCCGCACCCCGCCCCGGCGCGAGAGGAGAGCGCGAGAGCCCGAGCCGCGGGCGGGCGGGCGGCGAAGAUGGCAGAGGCGCCGGCCUCCCCGGCCCCGCUCUCUCCGCUCGAAGUGGAGCUGGACCCGGAGUUCGAGCCCCAAAGCCGGCCGCGCUCCUGUACGUGGCCCCUGCAGAGGCCGGAGCUCCAGGGGAGCCCGGCCAAGCCCUCGGGGGAAGCGGCCGCUGACUCCAUGAUCCCCGAGGAGGAGGACGAUGAAGACGACGAGGACGGCGGCGGUAGGGCCGGCUCGGCCAUGGCGAUCGGCGGCGGCGCGGGCGGCCCGCUGGGCUCUGGACUGCUCCUGGAGGACUCGGCUCGGCUGCUAGCUCCCGGAGGGCAGGACCCCGGGUCCGGGCCAGCCCCCGCGGUGGGCGCGCUGAGCGGGGGGACGCAGACGCCGCUGCAGCCUCAGCAGACACUGCCACCGCCGCAGCCGGGGGCGGCUGGGGGCUCCGGGCAGCCGAGGAAAUGCUCAUCGCGGCGGAACGCCUGGGGGAACCUGUCAUACGCCGACCUGAUCACUCGCGCCAUCGAGAGCUCCCCGGACAAACGGCUCACUCUGUCCCAGAUCUACGAGUGGAUGGUGCGCUGCGUGCCCUACUUCAAGGAUAAGGGCGACAGCAACAGCUCUGCCGGCUGGAAGAACUCUAUCCGGCACAACCUGUCGCUGCACAGCCGGUUCAUGCGGGUUCAGAAUGAGGGGACCGGCAAGAGCUCAUGGUGGAUCAUCAACCCCGACGGGGGGAAGAGUGGGAAGGCGCCCCGGCGGCGGGCCGUCUCCAUGGACAACAGCAACAAGUACACCAAGAGCCGGGGCCGUGCAGCCAAGAAGAAGGCAGCCCUGCAGACCGCCCCCGAGUCAGCAGACGACAGUCCCUCCCAGCUCUCCAAGUGGCCCGGCAGCCCCACGUCUCGCAGCAGCGAUGAGCUGGACGCGUGGACCGACUUCCGCUCACGCACCAAUUCCAACGCCAGCACAGUCAGCGGCCGCCUGUCCCCUAUCCUGGCUAGCACGGAGUUGGACGACGUUCAGGAUGAUGACGCGCCGCUCUCCCCCAUGCUCUACAGCAGCUCGGCCAGCCUGUCCCCCUCCGUCAGCAAGCCGUGCACCGUGGAGCUGCCCCGGCUGACCGACAUGGCGGGCACCAUGAAUCUGAACGACGGGCUGGCCGACAACCUCAUGGACGACCUGCUGGACAACAUCGCGCUCCCUGCGUCCCAGCCGUCGCCCCCCGGGGGGCUCAUGCAGCGCAGCUCCAGCUUCCCAUACACCACCAAGGGCUCCGGCCUGGGCUCCCCCACCAGCUCCUUCAGCAGCACGGUGUUCGGCCCCUCGUCUCUGAACUCCCUGCGUCAGUCUCCCAUGCAGACCAUCCAAGAGAACAAGCCAGCCACCUUCUCUUCCAUGUCGCACUACGGCAACCAGACGCUCCAGGACCUGCUCACGUCGGACUCACUCAGCCACAGCGAUGUCAUGAUGACCCAGUCGGACCCCUUGAUGUCUCAGGCCAGCACCGCUGUGUCCGCCCAGAACUCCCGCCGGAACGUGAUGCUUCGCAGUGAUCCAAUGAUGUCCUUUGCCGCCCAGCCUAACCAGGGAAGUUUGGUCAAUCAGAACUUGCUCCACCACCAGCACCAAACCCAGGGCGCUCUCGGUGGCAGCCGUGCCUUGUCAAGCUCCGUCAGCAACAUGGGCUUGAGCGAUUCCAGCAGCCUCGGGUCAGCCAAACACCAGCAGCAGUCUCCUGUCAGCCAGUCUAUGCAAACCCUCUCGGACUCUCUCUCAGGCUCCUCCUUGUACUCAACUAGUGCACACCUUCCCGUCAUGGGCCAUGAGAAGUUCCCCAGCGACUUGGACCUGGACAUGUUCAAUGGGAGCUUGGAAUGUGACAUGGAGUCCAUUAUCCGUAGCGAACUCAUGGAUGCUGAUGGGUUGGAUUUUAACUUUGAUUCCCUCAUCUCCACACAGAACGUUGUUGGUUUGAAUGUGGGGAGCUUCACUGGUGCUAAGCAGGCCUCAUCUCAGAGCUGGGUGCCAGGCUGAAGGCUCACUGAGGAAAGGGGAAGUGGGCAGAGCAGACCCUCAAACUGACACAAGACCUACAGAGAAAACCCUUUGCCAAAUCUGCUCUCAGCAAGUGGACAGUGGUACCGUUUACAGCUUAACACCUUUGUGAGCCCCUGCCGUUUCCUACCCCAGCAGAGACUGUUAUCGGCCCCUUACCCCGGGUGAAGCACUUACCCUCGCACAGAACUCUCUCUAUAAAGUAUGCAAAACCUUCCUUGUACGGGGUGACAGCCACCUGCCAGUGAAGGACAGCACCCUGCCAGCACCGCCCACCCUGUUCAGAGCACACCGUGAGCCCGCGGGCCAUUCUGUGGUGUUUUAAUAUCGUGAUGGUUUAUGGGAUGUUUUAAGUGUUGUUUUUGUGCUUGUUUUCCUUUGACUUUGAGUUUCUCACAUGCAUUAACUUGCAGUCUUUUUAUGUUAAAAUGUUAAUCAUGCUUCCCCUGGCAACUUUAAAAACAGAAGGAAAAUGUUGUACCAGCUACUGUGCUGGCUUUGGGUGUCACAAGCAUUCGAGCCCGUAGGACUCCCCUAACUAACACAUUACAUAAACUAGAGGGGGGUUUUCAUUCUUCUUUCGUUUGGUAGAAAACUAUCCUUUUCUAAAAACUGAACAGUGGCACAAGUGUUUUCUGUGUGCACUGGUCCAGGACAGAGCCCUGCACCGGCAAACCUGACCCAGAACCAAACCACGUGCUUGGUUCUGAGUCAGGGCGGUCGGGGGAUGAGAGCCUGGCACCUGGUCUGCAGUUGCCACAUGAGUAGGGCCUGUGGUCUACUGUCAGUAUGCUCAGCUGACACAGUCAACAGUGAUUGUACGUUGGUUAGAAAUGAGAAUUUUUCAAGGAAGAAAUCAGCUCAGCUGUCCGCUCAUUGCCAAAUGCCACUAACGGGUUUAGUUUUAAGGAGAAAAGAAAAGAAAAAAAAAAAAAAAAGUAGUCGUGUUUUGCUUUGCAGAAGAAGUGAACUUACAGGUGAACAUUAAGCCCGCAGUGAGAAAUGUGUGGAAAGUACAAACCCGAGUCACUAUUUUUCUAAAUGCGCACCCUUGAUUAUUUUCAGUCUUGCUCUGUAUAAUCUGAUCUAGUAGACGUGUAUGAGUGAUCAAGCAAUAGCAUACAAACUGAUUCCUUUUUAAUAUAAAUAAGCUUAGAUUGUAAUUGUACAAGUGUCACAAUGGAAGUACAAGAUAGGGCAGUUUUGACCUCCCCCCCAGACACUUUUCCUGCUUCUAUGGAUUUCAUUUUUUUCUUUUCAAAAAGUUAUGGUGCUGUAUAGGUGCUUUCUGUUUAGCCUGAAAAGUGUGAUUAUAUUAGUUACCCUCUUUGGUAGACAGAAUAGUUGGGAACACCUUUGGUACAUAUGAAACUGGUGUAAUGAUGCUCUGAUUAGCACAGCAUAUGCAUACUUCUCCAAAGUGAUAUAUGAAGACUCUUUUCGUUGCAUAAAAAGCAUUAGACAUAGAAAUGUAUAAAUACAUUUUGUCAUGUACAGUACAAAAAUGGAACAGUCUGCAUGGAUGUUAGGGAUACAGGCUAGUAUUUCAGCACAGACCUCCCUGCAUGAGUUCUCGCUGAUGCUUGCACCGUGCAGUGGGCACUGAUUCCCUUCCACCAACACAGACGUGCCACCCAACCCCCUGCACCCAUCACCAGCCACCAGGGGCCCCUUUGUGCACCUUUGCUUCCUGAUUCCUCUGGGGGUGAUAUUGGUGGUGAUAACAGCUCCUAGCAUAAUGAACGUUCCAUUUGGUGUUGCCACUUGUCUCUCCCGCCUCGCUUGGGCUGUCAUGUUUGAGCGAUGGCCCUGUUGAUUUCACCCUGCUCUCUACUGAAUCUGUAAAUUGUUGUGCAAUUUGUGGUUAUAGUAGACCUGUAGCAUAUCACCUUUUCUAAACUGCUACAAGUUUAUAAUCUUCAUUUUGAAAGUAUGUAUAAUUUUUAAAAAUAUGUAUUCUAUUCACGUGGUCUGCUUGUCAGUGAGACAGACUUUUGCUUACUGUAUUCUUUUGUAAUAAAGCUAGCCACUUCCUUGAUUCUUUGGUAGUCUGCUGUACACAAGAACUGUCAAGUGUCAGCAAGAGAGGGCUGCCUCUCUGGGUUCCUAAGUGACGCUGCCCCCUGGGUGGAGACGUAGUGCAGAGACAGUGGCAGCAGCUCAGGGACGGGGGGAGUGGCAGAGGGGUGUUGGAUAUAGGGGAGAAUCCGAGUGCUUCCAACACGAGGGCCCUGAGAACUUCUCUCCUGAGCUCAAAGAAACAAGAAAACUAACAAAAUAGCUACUUGCCUUUGCAGUUUUGUAGACCAUGGGAAAUACUUUGGGAGUAAGAAAGGCAACCCUCAAAUGUGUUUUGACUUUUAAAGUGUCGAAUUCCUUUCAGACAUGUGGCAUCUCAUUUAUUCUUUUUUUUUUUUCCCCCCAAUGUUUGUUAGAUUUCAGGCAGAAUGUUUUACAAAAUAUCCUGGAACCAGAUUCUAAUUUAAUCUAAAACAGCUGAGGGAGGGACAGAGCGGUAUGAGAGCAGGAUAGCCACAGAGCAGAUCAGGAAAACGGAGAGGGAGGGGUGCUUGGAAUUUUUUUCUUUUCCUUUUUUUUUUUUUUUAAGUAAUUCAGCAUCUACAUGUAGAGUGUCGCAGACAGCUGAGAUCAGGGCAAAGUCUAGCGCCAGCCUCCGUCCUAGAAAGGGUCAGGCAAGAAUGGAAUAGUUAAGCCUGUCCAGGAUCACAGCAGCCCCACUCUCACCCUUGGCCGCCCACCCAGAGGCCAGGAUCCCUUAGACUGAGUCCGAAGGCAGUCAGACAGGGCAGAGGUGCCACCUAAGCCCUCUCCCUCUUGUAUUUGAAGACCCUGCUUUCAGGAAGGGCCUACCGAUGGCCACCAUGUGGAGUUCUGAGUGCCAUGGGCCCCCACAGGAAGUUUCCUGAUCUGGAGUAUCUCAGUGGAAUACUUGGUAGUCUCCGGGAGUCUGGCGGUUGUAAUGUUUGCAUCCUGAUAAGAACUUUCGGAGUCUACACUCAGCCUCUAAAUAAGCUGCUCUAGGGAGCCUUCCACUUUUUGACGGGAAAUUUAGAAAGAAGAGUAACAAUGUUGAAAACAUGACCCGAACUCUGGGGUCCUAUUGUUCUCUUCAGGGCUCCAGAACCAGAUACCUUUUACCAAAGUUAGAAAAGAGCUUUAUCACAAGCCUUCACUGUCCUGGCGUGAGUGAGGCCUGACCGCCAGGUUCAGAGUAUCCCAUUAACUGUGAAUGAAUCUGAGGUCGAUUUCCUCUAUUGCAUCCCCUGCAAUGUAAUGACUGCCGAAACAUAUUUUUUUAAAUUUCAGAAGUUUGGCUCUCCUGUUAACGAGAAGAGCGUGCACACACGUGUAGUACUGGUGGACUCUGUGUGUGUUUGUGUGUGUGUGUGUGGUGGUGAGUUUUGCCCUUGUGUGUGUCGCUUCUGACCCUGAGGAGAAGACCUCUUGGCUCACUGGUCAGGACAGGUAUGCCCGGUCUCAGGGUGUCAUUUCAGGCGGCUUCUGAAAUUGUUAAAGAUAGUAGGGAGUCUAUCUAAUGAACCCCACUUAAAGAAUAAGGAAUAUUUGAAUCUCUUGGAAAGACCAUCAAGAGGAAAGCAGUCAAUCACCCAGGCCCAUUUUUCAUGCUGAUGCCAAGGGCUGGUGAGGGGAAAUUAAAAAGUUACCCUUUCUCUCUGAAAGCAGAAAUAAAAUCCUGACAGCUCCAAACUCUGAUUUCUUCUUUCUCGGUGUAUUUGGGGAACAUUGUACGAUUAGGUAUAAUGUAUUCUUUUUUCAAUUAAGAAAAGCAAAAAAUUUUGUAGGAAUACAAUCACUGGCAAAGAGGUAUGAAAAAGCCAGCCUCUCCUGGAGACCAGGGGUGGCAGGGCACAGCGAAGGGAGAGUGAAGUCCUUGUGAAAUCAUGUCUGUCAGACCAGAUCUUAACGCAGAUGCCCAAGUAACUGAAAAGAGUACAGUCGGCCCUCCGCAUACACGGGCUCAGCAUCCUCGGAUUCAACCAACCAUGGAUCCGUAGGGCCGACUGUACUACACCAUUUUAUAUAAGGGACUCGGGCAUCCACAGAUUUUGGUAUCCGUGGAGGUCCUGCAACCAAUUCCCCACGGAUACCAAGGGGCGACUGUGUAUUAUAUUUGAUCUAGAUCUUCAGUGGGUAACAUUUUAUGCAGUUCGAAUGAAUGAAAUAUUUUCCUCUUGUUUAGUUUUAUUUGUGUGUAUUUUUCUUUGUCGAAUGAUUGGUUCCGAGGCCUCUGCCACACUCCAGAGAUAUUUGUGCGGCUGCUUUAAAAAAAAAAACAACAACUACAUGUCUGGUCACUUAUUUCUCUAAAAUUAUCUCAUUGCCUGGCAAUCAAUCUUCUCUCAAUACCCUUGUCCUAGCACAUUAUGUACAUGCAAAAUGUAAACAGAUAUGAAGGAGGAACAGAAAAAUUAGUUAAUAUUAAAAAAAUGUACGUUUUGGCUUCACAUGUUUAACUUUUUUUUUAAGAAAAAAAGUUGCAUGAAUGGAAAAAAAAUCUGUAUACAGUAUCUGUAAAACUGUCUUAUCCGUUUCAAUUUCUUGCUCAUAACCCAUGCAAACUAGAACUCAUUGUGGUGCCUGGCCAUAUUCAAACACCUAAGAGUCAUGCAGUUGAUACUUUGGUUUGAAGCACCUCAUCCUUUCUUUCAAAGCGAACACUAUCAUAUUGCAUUCUUACUGAGGAUUUUGUCUAUCCAUAUGUUGCCAUGAAUUAUCUCUACCACCUUUCCUCUCAAGAAUCAAAACCAGUUUGAUUUGGGAAUCUUCUCUUUUCCAAAUGAAAUAGAGAUGCAGUACUUAACUUUCCUUGGUGUUUGUAGAUAUUGCCUUGUGUAUUCCAUUUAAAACCGUAAUCUAGUUUGUAAAAGAGAUGGUGACGCAUGUAAAUAAAGCAUCAAUGACACUCUA
Messenger RNA from Balaenoptera musculus (blue whale), 7252 nucleotides. RefSeq names its product forkhead box O3 (gene FOXO3). Bases 263 to 2281 code for a protein of 672 amino acids. Gene Ontology annotation, biological process: regulation of transcription by RNA polymerase II. NCBI's taxonomy places the organism in Eukaryota, Metazoa, Chordata, Mammalia, Artiodactyla, Balaenopteridae. Gene Ontology annotation, molecular function: DNA-binding transcription factor activity, RNA polymerase II-specific; RNA polymerase II cis-regulatory region sequence-specific DNA binding. Gene Ontology annotation, cellular component: mitochondrial matrix; nucleus. The transcript has 4 exons. The record is from RefSeq and is a predicted model, not a curated record.